Oncorhynchus tshawytscha (Chinook salmon) is the source of this 2036-nucleotide messenger RNA. RefSeq names its product glucose-6-phosphatase catalytic subunit 1-like. The coding region runs from base 275 to 1366 and encodes 363 amino acids. Gene Ontology annotation, cellular component: membrane. The transcript has 5 exons. The record is from RefSeq and is a predicted model, not a curated record. Gene Ontology annotation, biological process: gluconeogenesis; glucose 6-phosphate metabolic process. Gene Ontology annotation, molecular function: glucose-6-phosphatase activity. NCBI's taxonomy places the organism in Eukaryota, Metazoa, Chordata, Actinopteri, Salmoniformes, Salmonidae.
UGGGGUAGGGUUAACCAAAUAUCACUUAGGCCAGGGGCCUCAGACUGGCCUCCAAAUCACCAAGUCUGCCCAUGUGUAGGCUAAAGGUUACAGAGUGUGUCUGCAACAACCUCCUGGAAGCAAACAAAUGCCCUAACCUUGAAUAAAGUCCAGUGGGAACAACAGACUGCAUGACAGUCCUGGAGCUCAAGAGGACCACUCCUGACCAUUCUCCAAUCCUCGCCCAGCUUUGGUGUACCUUCCCUUGGGACUGAUCUGGAUCCACACCACAGUCAUGGAUCUUUUCCACAGCUGGGGGGUGGAAGUGGCCAUCCAUCUGCAGACCCAGUAUGGGCAUUAUGAGGGCUGGUUUAGCCUAGCCUCUACAGUGGCUGACCUGCAUACCACCUUCUUUUGUUUCUUCCCAGUCUGGUUCCAUCUGCGCAGGGACGUGGGUGUAAAGCUCAUCUGGGUGGCUGUCAUUGGGGACUGGCUCAACCUGGUCAUGAAGUGGGUUCUAUUUGGAGAGAGACCCUAUUGGUGGGUCCAUGAUACCCGCUUCUAUGGGACAGAUCCAGCCCCUGCCUUAAAACAAUUCCCCAUCACCUGUGAAACUGGACCAGGAAGCCCUUCGGGUCAUGCCAUGGGCUCGUCUGGGGUGUGGUACGUGAUGAUAACAGCUGUCUUCUCAGUGGCAACAGAAAGAUGGUUCCCACCUCUCCUGUACAGGUGGGUCAAAAGAGAAGUGGAGUCAAUGGUGUUGUUCUUGCAGGUGGGGCUCUGGAUGCUGCUGUGUACAGUAGAGCUGCUGGUGUGCAUGUCCAGAGUCUACAUGGCUGCCCACUUCCCGCACCAGGUCAUCAGUGGGGUCAUCACAGGUAUCAUGGUGGCUGAGGCCUUCUCCAGAGUGCAGUGGAUCUAUGGAGCCAGUCUGAAGAAGUACUUCUACACCACCCUCUUUCUGCUCACCUUUGCUGUGGGCUUCUACGAGCUACUGAAAGCUAUAGGCGUGGACCUGCUGUGGUCCCUGGAGAAAGCCCAGAAGUGGUGUGUGAGAGCCGAGUGGGUCUACAUGGACUCCACUCCUUUCGCCAGCCUCCUGCGCAAUAUGGGCACCCUGUUUGGCCUGGGCCUGGGCCUGCACUCACCCCUCUACACCGAGAACAAGAACAGCAGCAUCCCCUUCAGGGUGGGGUGUAUCACUGUCUCUUUAUUGUUGCUACAGAUUUUGGAUGGCUUGACGUUCUCCUCGAAAGACCAGGCAGUGUUCUAUGUGUUGUCAUUUAGUAAGAGUGCUGCUGCUCUCUUCAUUCCCACAGCUCUGGUUCCCGGAGGACUCUCCUGGAUCUUCCCAGGUAGUGGGGCGGCUAAGCUGAAAUUUUCAUAACAACAGUUCACUUUAUGAUAAAAGCACCAAAUUUUGCAGAGGUAGAUUUAUGUACCCUGAAAUUAUUUACAUAUCAGGCCAUGGCAGCCAUCUUACAAAAUGGCCACUGAAAGUAACAACAUUUUACAAUUCAGAAGUAGUGUUUUGAUAUAACUGCACCAAAUGUGUUACAGAGGUAGAUGUAUGUACCCUGAAAAUAAUUACAGUAUAUAUGGAGCCCCCACAGAUUUGGCCCCUGGGGCCACAGCAGACAUUUUACCAAAUGCCAACAUAUUGUAAUACUGUUUAACAAUUCGGAAUGACUGUUUUGUGAUAACAGCACCAAAUAUGCUACAUAGGUACAUUGAUGUACCCCGAAAGGAUUAAGAAAUGGAAACCCCACAGAUUUGGCCCCUGGGGGCCUCUACGGGGCCAUGUCAGUCAUUUUACAAAAUCGCAACAUAUUGUAAAAUUGUUUUACAAUGCAGAAGGACUGUUUUGAGAUAACAGCACCACAUUUAGUACAGAGGUAGAUAGUACAGAGGUACAGUGCUUUCAGACAGUAUUCAUACACCUUGAUUUCUUCCACAUAUUGUUGUUUCAGCCUAAAUUGAAAAUGGAUUACAUGUAUUUAUUUUUCUAACACACAAUACCUCAUAAUGACAAAGUGAAAACAUAUUUUUUGUAAAUG